Molecule: messenger RNA, 546 nt
Organism: Phytophthora sojae
Lineage: Eukaryota; Oomycota; Peronosporomycetes; Peronosporales; Peronosporaceae
Exons: 3
Coding region: 1-546 (181 amino acids)
Source: RefSeq, a predicted model, not a curated record
AUGUCGAGCAGGAGCAACACCAGCUCCGACAGCGCGGGAAGUGCCGACCCAGUGCUCGCGCCUGCGCCAAGCAUGCCUUUCGUCUUUGAGAUCAUCGGCUACGACGACUUCUGGGCCAACAUUGCCGGCUCUGGUAGUGCACUUCCAAGUGCCGACGUGCAGCUAGCCCCUGACGGGAGCUUGCAAAGGAAUGAGGCCUCGUCGGGCAGCAGCACCAGUAACACGACAGCAUCUGAACCUGGCUGCGGCGUUGCUACUCCGCAAGCACAAGGACUUGCUAGCGCACCUACUGGUGGUGCUCAGGUGGCCCUCGGCUCCGCUGGCAAGAGCAAGAAAGGCGCCAAGAAGGUGAAGAGAACGCCGGCCGUGACGGCCAAAAAGGCCAACGCUGUGUUGGAGUGGACCGACUCCAUGUCGGACGGAGAGGCAUGCAGUGACGGUGAGGUAGAACAGCAAGCAGCUGGAAAGGGUAAAAGACGAAAGACCAUGGCGGACAGCUUUGAAAUCGGCAUGCAGUCCAUCGCAGACGUGAGGCGAGGCCGAUGA